AUUUUCUGAAUCUAAUGCAACUAACAAAACCAAUUGUUUAGGUAAAACGUCUUGUGAGACAAACGGUGGCAGGAAAAGCGAAAACGAAACCCAAAAUGGCGGGAAACUUAAAAUUGAAGAGGAUACUGAGAGUUUGGAUAGUAAGAACAGCGAUGACACCAUUGCGCUUGCAGGCCGAAUGGAGCGUUAUUUGGACGAGCAGAACAAAGACAAAGGACAGAGUAAAUCUGGAUAUAAGUCAAAAGAUGAGGAAAAAACAACCACGCUCGAGCAGGUUAGCAAUGAUAACAUCAUAGAGACCAUUGCAGCAGAGAAUAAUGUAGUUUUGAAUACUGAGUUCGGCGAAGAGAAUCCGUAUGAAGUAGAUACUAUAGCUUACUACAUUUCUAAAGCAGAUUGGCAAGCAGAGAACGAAGAAGUUAUCAAGCUAAAAAAUGGUGAGGUCAGUGAAAACAAUGGUGCUACUAAGGACAUUCCUGAACCAAAUAGAGAUGCAAGUGCUGAUGUUGAUCCUAACAGUAGUAAAGCUGAUGCAAAUGACAUUACUUUAGACGAUACAAAUACCACAGAGACUGCUAAAGAGGACCACAUUGAUCAAGAUCCGUUUGAAAAAUACAGAAAAAUCUAUGGCACUAAACGCCAAAGCCUUAGAAAGCCAAGCCUUGCCAAUAAGCAAGCUUUGGUCUUGGUUAAGGUCGGUCUCCAGUAUAAAUAUGUAGCCGUACCUGCUUAUCUGCCCGGACAAAAACUGUACAGCACGAACGCCUUUGCAAAGGGCUAUGUAGAAAGGGCAGCAAGCUUAUUCAAAGUGAAGCGACCAAAAGGGGUAGAUGCAGACAAUCCCUCUGAGAUCAACGACGACACAAGCGGGGCUGAUUCGGGAAAACGGGGUCGAGCACGGAAAUCUCCCGGGACAACAAAACCCACAAAACUGCCAUCCUGUAGUUUGCCAACAAAUAUGACGCCUACGUUCUUUAUAGGAGGUGGCAAUGGAGUCUCACUAGUGGAGGCCCCAUUGGUAAAUAUCGGCUGGAAACGAACCACGGAUAAGUAUGACGAGCGAUUCCGGCUGAAGUGGGUGGAAUGCAAGAGUAAAAUCAACUAUGGUGGUUUCAAAGAAGGUGAACAGAUAGUAAACCACUUACCUAAUUCUCACCUUCUAACCAACAAACUCGGCCUAUUGAACAGUCUUAAGGAAUACGAGCGAGUGACAUUAAGUACAAAAGGGCGACUACCCAGAUUACGCAUGUCCGAUUUUCACCCAGAGUCGUAUAAACUGGACGAGAAGUCAGAUCGUGAAUUGUUUCUUGAGGUUUAUAAAGACAAUGAGAUCUGGAUCUGUAAGCCCGUAGGUAUGAACCAAGGGAAGGGGAUUUUCCUCAUAAGGUCCCGAGAAGCCAUCACGCAAUUGUUAGAAGAAAGGGACCAGAAAAAACAGCAACCCCAGAAGCCUGGCAGGCCACUUAUGAACCGGAUUGUGCAAAGGUACAUAUUAAACCCCCUUCUACUAGAUGGCAGGAAAUUUGACGUGAGAGCGUAUAUGUUGGUCGCGUCAACCACUCCGUUCCUAAUUCUCUACCACAAAGGCUAUGUACGGCUUUCAUGUGCCAAGUACGACCAGGAUGAUAUGAACCUUGGAACUCACCUUACCAACCAGUUUGUUCAGAAGAAGGAUCCAAAUUAUAAGCAGCUGAAGGAGGACACUGCAUGGACGAUGGACAAGUUCAAUGACUAUGUGAACUCUGAUAUACGCCCAGACUGCCCCGUAGAGAUCGAAGAAAACUGGGUUUACAAUACAUUCACGAAACAAAUGCAGAAGAUAAUGAUUCACUGUUUCAACAGUGUUAAACACAAGCUGCAAUCGAGGGUCGGAUUCUUCGACCUGUUUGGUCUUGAUUUUAUGAUCGACACAGAUAUGAGGGUGCAUUUAAUCGAGGUUAACACGAAUCCUGCUCUUCAUUGUAACUGCGAAGCGUUAAAGGACGUUAUUCCUGGCGUCGUCGAAGAAACGCUCUAUGUUUCAAUCGAGUGCUUUGAGAAGAGUCGGAAGAACCAGACGCUGAUGCCGCUGCAGAGCCUGAAAAACUUCACAAUCCUUUACUGCGGGACACGCCCGAACACCAUCGUACCACGACAGAGUAGGAGUGUCUCACCUGUGAAAGACAUUAAUCCAAACACGGCCGAGAAACCCAGGCUCUCAAUGGCUGGGUCUAGGUCAAUUCCGCGAGCUUCAACACAAAGCACACCUUUGUCGAACCAAAGACGAAGCUCAGACCGCACUGACGCGAAUCAGUCAUCAUCAAUAUCGGCAAAGAGUGGGACUAAUUCAGCUAGUGUCAAAACUGGAGCGGUAAGCAAAACGAGACAGAAAAGCAUUGUUGACGCUGAUAGUAUAAAGUCAAAAGAAGCGGAUAAUAAAGCUUCGGGAAACAAGUCAGAUGUUGGUGAAAAAGAUGCUGAUAAAAACCAUCCGGAGAAGGUUGCUAGUGACAAUAAAGAUGAUGACACAAGUUCAGUUAAAUCUUCAACGAAAGUUAGAACUAGCACAGUUGUUAUUGAUACCCUUUCAAAAACGACAGAUUCCUUAAAUCAAGCAACAACUGCAUUAAGUCGGUUAAGUAUGUCGUUAAAUCAAGUUGGUCUAGCAGACUCGCUGUUGGAUGAAGUUAGGUUAAAAAUGACUCAUGCAGAAUCCCAAAGUAGCCCGCCAACGAAACCAAACUCGGCUCGCCCUGAAUCAUCUAGGGAGCGGGAAAAUUUAGAGAGAGGAAACUAAUUUUGUGUUUUUAAUAUUGUUUGUGUGUAGCUGCCAGAAUGACUCACUGAAAUUAAACCUACUCAAUUUAUCUACCGUUGAGUAAACAAAUUAUUGUUUUGCAAUAGUUCUCAUUUUUUUUUAAGCAAAGUCAUCAAUAGGUCAUAAAAAAUAUAUAUAUUGAAUCUACCAACUCUCUUUUAACCCUUUGCAUGCUGGGUAAAUUGUCGUCUGCUCAAAAAUGUCAUCUGGUUUAUUCUAAAUUUCUUUCAAUUUACUUAAAACUUUGGGGAUAUAUUGACUGAGUGGCAAACAGCUUGGAACCUGACCAGACGCCGAGUUACUCGGCGUCUGGUCUGGUUCCAAGCUGUUUGCAAAGCCUUUAAAAUCGCCAUCAGCAGCCUAAGGGUUAAUUAAAAUGACUCUUUAAAGUGUGUUAACUUUUUUGUUCAGGGUUUUAGGCUAGCAAAUUGUAAAGUUCUGUGAUAUUAUCUAUUCUGAAAUUUGCUUAAAAAACAAGACCCAGUCUGUGGCUUGUCAGUUCACAUUCAGGCCAUACUAUUACUGGGCGUAUCAUACUUUUUAUUUUUAGUAAUUUUAAUUCAUGGAUGUUAGGCGAUAUAUUCUAUAAAAAAAAAUCAUAAUUAUUAUUCAACUACAUUUCUUGAUGUUAUGAUGUUCUUUCAUGCGCUCAUUAAUAAGAUGUCCAAAUUGUACACAUUCAUCAGUUCACAUUAAAAAAAUGUUUCAUUCUGUCUCCAAAAGUGUUAACUUGCAUUUUACAACCUAAACCAGUUCUCAAACAAAUUGUUUAACAUUUGUUUCUGCACAAUAUAACUGUGAUUGUAACCGUUCACACAAUUGAGAUACUGUAAAGAAAAUGAUUACAUUUUUAAGUAAUUCUAAAGUAUUAACUGACUACAUUUUAAAAUAAAUGUUAAGUAAUUGAUUACAUUCAAAAGUAUUUCUUAAGUAAUCGAUUACAUUUUAAAGAUAUUGUUAAGUAACUGAUUACAUUUUAAAGUAAUUCUAAAGUAACUGAUUACAUAUAAAAGUAAUUCUAAAGUCACUGAUUAUAUUGUGAACUAUUUCCUAAGUAAAUGAUUACAUUGUUAAGUAAUUGUAAUUUAAUUGAUUAUGUUUUAAAGUAUUGCGUGUCUGCUUUUUUCUUCAUGGCUAUUUUUUUAAUUCUAUGUUGUGAUGCUUCAAUAAUUGAUGUUAACAAUUAAAACAAAAUAGUAUUAUAAUUUGUUUUAAACAAUUCUUAUGGAAGGAUAACUCUAAAAAAAUAAAACAAACAUGCAAUGUUUUGAAAGUUAGUUUUUCAUAAUAAAUGGUUGUUAAAAAAGUUAAAUUUAAAUGAAUUCAUAUAUUUGUAAGUUUUCAUUGAGAAAAUCACCAACGUAAUUCAACAUAUAAUUUGAUAAUAUGUUGAAUACAGAAAAUUGAAAAAAAUACAUUUCUAUGCACUAUCUGUGAUUUUUAAGCCUUAUGUUUUUUCUCAGGUCCAGUUUGUAUAAGGAUUUAUUAUAUUCUUUGUGAUAUUUUAUCUUUUAUUUGUCAAAAAAGGUAUAUUUUUCUAAGGGUCACCUUACCAGUACAUGAUUUAGCCAAUAUGUUUGUGUAUCAAUUAAACAAAAUUGUAAUAAUAACAAUCCUGUUUGAACUUAAGUUUAGUUAACUUACUUUUCAAUUUUUCAUACAUUUUGAAAGCAGUAAAGCAGUGAAUGAAUAUUAAACAAGAAGUUAAACCCUAAUUUACAAGUUGUUAACUCAUAAUUUGUGGGCAAUUAAAAAACUCUUAGUUCACAAGCAGUUUAGAAUUCAUAGAUUAAAAGCAAAAUGAUCAUAGUUUACAAGCAAAAUGAUCAAAAUUUACAAGCAGAAUGAUCAUAGUUUACAAACAAAAUGAUCAUAGUUUACAAGCAGUAAACUCACAAUUUACAAGCAGGUUGUAAGCAGUUAACUUCUAGUUUACAAGUGUACUGCGACCUUAUUUAAAAAAAAAUGAAUGGAACAGCUUUUUAUUAUUCUCAAACGACUUAAUAAGUAGAUAAGCAUAUUGGCUGAAAAGGUGAGUGAUAUUCUUUUAAUGAUAUACCUACUAGUAUUAAUUGUAUGUUAUUUUUGAAUGCAUUGUGCCAGAAAUUGUGAUAUGAAAUUUUGUUAUAUUGUUUCUUUGGUUGAAAAAUAGAUCUUCAUUCUGA
Mya arenaria is the source of this 4962-nucleotide messenger RNA. Its product is annotated as protein polyglycylase TTLL10-like. The coding region runs from base 179 to 2776 and encodes 865 amino acids. The transcript has 10 exons. NCBI's taxonomy places the organism in Eukaryota, Metazoa, Mollusca, Bivalvia, Myida, Myidae. Gene Ontology annotation, biological process: protein modification process. The record is from RefSeq and is a predicted model, not a curated record.